This is a messenger RNA of Darwinula stevensoni, 1949 nucleotides long. NCBI's taxonomy places the organism in Eukaryota, Metazoa, Arthropoda, Ostracoda, Podocopida, Darwinulidae. The record is from the annotation of a GenBank genome assembly.
GUCUCUGCUUGUCCUCCUCACAUCCAGGGUCGCAAGAUACCCUUUGGUUUGAUGUUUGACAUUGAUGGAGUCCUGGUGCGAGGAAAGAAGGUCCUAUCCUAUGCCCUUGAGGCAUUCAGUCUUCUUGUUGACUCAAACAAGAAUUUCUUGGUCCCAACAGUCUUUGUGACUAAUGCUGGAAAUACCUUAAGGCAUCAAAAGGCAGAAUCUCUCUCUUCGUGGCUCAAUGUACCGAUCAAUGCAGAUCAAGUCAUCAUGUCACACUCUCCACUGCGUCUGUAUCGAGAAUUCCACAAUAAAAAGGUACUCAUAACUGGACAAGGUCCUGUCAAAGAGGUUGCUGCAAAUGUUGGCUUCAACAAUGUGGUGACUGUUGAUGACCUGAGGAGCUCCUUCCCAUUACUGGAUGCUGUGGACCAACGCAGAAGAAUUCGUGCGCCAUGCAACUUUGGGGAAUAUUAUACCCCAAUUGAAGGAGUUGUACUCUUUGGAGAUCCUGUGAGGUGGGAGACUUGUCUUCAACUCAUCAUAGACAUUCUGAUGACUGAUGGAAAGCCAUACAAGGGUCUCAAGUCUAUCCCAUAUCCCCAUUUGCCUAUCAUAGCAUGCAAUAUGGAUCUCCAUUGGAUGGCUGAAGCCCCACUGCCAAGAUUUGGGCAUGGGGCUUUUAUGGUAUGCCUGGAAAGUUUAUACAAGAAAAUCACAGGGAAGGAUCUUAUCUACACUGCUCUUGUGGGAAAACCAAGUGAAGUAACUUUCCAUUAUGCUGCAAAAAUGGUGACUCGACAAGCUGAGAGAAUUGGAGUCCUUCCCAAAGGAGGCAUUCAACGGCUAUAUGUCAUUGGGGACAACGUCAACACUGAUGUUUUUGGAGGAAAUCUAUACAAUCAAUAUGUGAUGAAUGUCAAAACCCAGGGAAACAAUGGGUAUGAACAGCCUGGGCUGGAAGUGGAGGAUUUUCAACUCCCUGAUCAUUGCUACAGUAUCCUUGUUGAGACUGGUGUAUAUGGUGAUCAUAGUGUGGAUUCUCAUUCCCAUUCCCCACGGGAUUUUGUCACUUUGUCAGAGAGACUCCGAAAACCAUCUUUCAUUACUGAAAAUGUCCUCAGGGCUGUGGAGCUGGUCCUCCAUCGGGAAUGCCUUGAUUUGGGCAUUUCCAUGCGUUCUAAUGUUGACUGCUGUUCAUGAGCCACAUGCUGUGGGUAGUGAGUUGCAGAAACCAUCCUAAUUUCCUUUAGUUUCCAGUGAAAAUCAUAUAAGCAUGAAUAGUGCAGUUUUUCAAAAGCAACAUAGUAGCUGAUGUUAAUAAAAUAUGCAAAGCAUCCAAUUGGCUAAAAUUCCUGGCCAAUCAGUAUCCAGUGUGCUUGUUUCAGUUCCUAAAAUUUAUUGGGUCAACUACUGGCAUUUCUGUCAAUGUAGACUACAAAGUCAGAAUCCUCAAUGCAUGCAUGAUUUUGUGCCAUAUUUUGUGUUUGGUUUUGGCUGGAUUCGUAAAAUGAUGAGAUUGUGGUUCUGGAAAUGAAAGGCAAUUAGGAUUUGCAUAUUGGUAGACAUCCCAUCUGAGGUUUUAGAAAUUUUGACCAACGGAGAGGGAAGUGUUAGUAGGGAAGCCAUGUGAAAGCUUAGUAAACAGCACCAGGAAGCACCAAGCAGGCAUUUGUUGGACACUUUUCAUCAAUUCUUUGGAGAGGUAAUCUUAAGGUAAAGUAGGUUUUGGUGCUAACUGUCCUUUGUGCAUACUCUGGGAAUCUUGUUCAGCAUUCAUGUCCUCCUUGACUCCUAAACUUGAGAUCUCACUAGCUUUAUUAAUUGUCAUUGGUUGAUCAAGUGCAAUUGGUAGAUGUGAUAUGAUUAAAUAACUUUCAGAAAUGAGGUAGACUGAAAUGUAAAUUUAUUUUUGUCUACCAUUUUUUAAAUUCCAAAAACUCAUCAAUUCUUUUGAAUUUCUA